ACUUGGCCAUCAUUUUUAUACCGAGUCAACUCAACUCUCAACUCAUAAACCUCUACAUUCUAAAACCCUCUUAUCUGAAACUUCAACAAAACUUGCAAAAACCUCAGAGUUUAGAAACAAAAUGUUCAUCACAUUAACAGCACCAACUCAGUGUGUUCCAUUACAAUUAAACAACAAUUAUCCCAAAUUCUACCUUCCAAACAAACCUCAUUUUCAAAAAUUCAAAUUCUCAAAGAAAUGGAGAUGUUCAGCUUCUUCAAAUCAACCCUCAAAACAGCAAAAUCAACCCAGAAAUGCUGAAGCUUCAUCAACGAGUGAGAAACGAGUUGACCCAGUUGGUUUUCUAACUCGACUCGGAAUAACCCACAGAGCCUUUUCUCUGUUCCUGCGUGAAAGGCACAAGGCUCUGAAAAACCGUAAAGAUGAAAUCUUUGAGCGGUUCAUGAACCUUAAAGAUUUUGCUUCUGGGUAUGAAUUAUUGGGAAUGCAUCGCCACCCUCAGCAUCGUGCAGAUUUCAUGGAAUGGGCUCCAGGUGCACGAUAUUGUGCUCUAGUUGGUGACUUCAAUGAUUGGUCUCCUACUGAGAAUUCUGCAAGAGAAGGCCACCUUGGGCAUGAUGAUUAUGGAUACUGGUUUGUAAUUCUUGAUGAUAAAUUGAGGGACGGAGAAGAGGCAGAUGAUCUUUAUUUCCAGCAAUACAAUUAUGUUGAUGACUGUGAUAAAGGUGAUAGUGGGGUUUCUGCUCAGGAAAUUUUCCAAAGAGCAAAUGAUGAGUACUGGGAACCGGGGGAGGACCGCUACCUUAAAUCUCGAUAUGAAGUAGCAUCGAAAUUGUACGAACAGUUUUUUGGCCCUAAUGGACCCCAAACAAUGGAGGAAUUGGAAGAAAUACCAGAUGCUGAAACAAGGUAUAAGGCUUACAGAGAACAGCAUAAAGAUAAGCCCCCCGAAUUUUUCCGUUAUGAUGUAAUCGAUAGUGGGAAAGAAUAUGACAUUUAUAAUGUUGUGGAUGAUCCUAUUUCUCGAGAGAAAUUUCGUAAAAAGAAGCCUCCUCUUGCUUACUGGUUUGAAACACGCAAAGGAAGAAAAGCUUGGAUGAAUAAGUAUACUCCUUCUCUUCCACAUGGAAGCAAGUACAGAGUGUAUUUCAACACUCCUGAAGGGCCUUUGGAAAGGGUUCCAGCCUGGGCCACUUAUGUUCUUCCAGAUGUGGAAGGGAAUCAACCUUGUGCUGUUCACUGGGAGCCACCACCUGAGAGCGCUUAUAAGUGGAUGAACAAGCACCCAAAGGUCCCAAAGUCCUUGCGCAUCUAUGAAUGCCAUGUUGGAAUUAGUGGGUUAGAGCCAACGAUAACCUCCUUUAAUGAUUUUACUGAGAAGACCCUUCCUCUCAUAAAGAAGCUGGGAUACAAUGCAGUACAGUUAUUUGGAGUUAUUGAGCACAAAGAUUACUUCACAGCUGGUUAUAGAGUCACAAACAUGUAUGCUGUAAGCAGUCGAUUUGGCACUCCAGAAGACUUUAAGCACUUGAUUGAUGAAGCUCAUGGUCUAGGACUGCUAAUAUUUUUAGACAUUGUGCAUUCAUACUCAGCAGCUGAUGAAAUGAUUGGAUUGUCGCAUUUUGAUGGAACAAAUGACUGCUACUUUCAUACUGGAAAACGAGGACAGCACAAAUAUUGGGGAACUAGAAUGUUCAAGUAUGGGGAUGUUGAUGUGCUACAGUAUCUCCUUUCCAAUCUGAAUUGGUGGGUUGAAGAAUAUCAAAUUGAUGGUUUCCAGUUUCAUUCGCUGUCUUCAAUGAUUUAUACACACAAUGGAUUUGCUACCUUCACUGGGGAAUUGGAAGAAUACUGCAAUCAGUAUGUAGACAGAGAUGCCCUUAUGUACCUCAUUAUGGCAAAUGAAAUUCUGCAUGCUCUUCAUCCCAAUAUUAUAACUAUUGCAGAAGAUGCGACAUAUUAUCCUGGAUUAUGUGAGCCCACUUCUCAAGGUGGACUAGGAUUUGAUUAUUACGUUAAUCUUUCUGCAUCUGAGAUGUGGCUGGACUUUCUUGAGAAUGUCCCUGACGAUAAAUGGAACAUGAGUAAGAUUGUUACAACAUUAAUGGGAAACAAAUUGCAAGCUGAUAAGAUGCUUCUGUAUGCUGAAAAUCACAAUCAGUCCAUAUCUGGAGGACGGUCUUUUGCAGAGAUUUUGCUUGGUAAUAUGGAAGAACAAUCACUGGAAUCAACAGAGUUUUUGCAAAGAGGGAUAUCUUUGCACAAACUUAUCAGACUGAUUACCUUUACUAUCGGUGGCCGUGCUUAUCUGAAUUUCAUGGGCAAUGAAUUUGGGCAUCCAAAGAGAGUUGAGUUUCCAGCAGCAAGCAACAACUUCUCAUUGGAAUUAGCAAACCGUCGAUGGGAUUUGUUAGCAGACCAAAGAAUUUAUUCUGAUUUGUUUGCCUUUGACCAGGACAUGAUGAAAUUGGAUCAAAGAGAAAAGGUUCUGUCAAGGGGCUUACUAAAUGUUCACCAUGUGAAAGAUGAUACUAUGGUAAUUUCUUACAUGAGAGGUCCUCUUCUGUUCAUAUUUAACUUUCAUCCGACUAACUCAUAUGAGAGAUAUAUUGUUGGAGUUGAAGAAGCUGGGGAAUAUCAAAUUAUACUAAACACCGACGAGAAGAAAUAUGGUGGAAGAGGUAUUAUGAGCAGUGAACAAUAUCUCCAGAGAAGCAUUAGGAAGAGAAUCGAUAGUCUUCAGGACUGUCUACAAGUGCAAUUGCCUAAUAGAACUUCCCAGGUCUACAAAUUAUCACGGAUAUUGAGGACAUGAUUGUUUCACUGCAGACUUAUCGAGCCUGUCUCUUGUAUUGUUUUGACUGUGCUAACUGAUACCAUUAGCGAGCUUCUCAACUUAUAAUCCGAAUUAACAGUUCAAGACUCAGCAUGCUUAUUGGUAAAGGGGAAAGAACACACUUAUUAUCAAAUGAUUGUGGUAACUCACUUCAAAGUGGUCAAUCCUUUACGUAUGAUGCAUAACGACUGCAAUUUCUAUAGGAGGAUUAUACAGGAUGCGUUUCCUGUGACUUCAGUCCUCAGUCAGAGCAUUUCUUACGGUGUUACGGUGACAGAAAAUGCUGCCAUUGUGCCAAACGGAGGGUUAUGGUGACUAACUGGAUGCAUAGAACAAAGGUUAUUUUGCCUGGAUGCUAUGCUCUAUUAUAUAUAUAUAUAUACAAUGUAAAUUUGUAAUAUAUAGAUGAAAGUUGAAUCUUUUUAGUCAUGCCUUUCUCUAAAAUCAUUAGAGUUCAAAAACAGAUAUUAUGGGAACUAUAUGCAGGUAAAAGAUGCAUAAUUGGCUUGAAAUUAUUGUAAUAACAUCGGUCUAGUAUUUGGAAAAUUGUGAAAAAGUUUCAUUGAAAAAGUGAAUUGAUUGAUACUUGGAUUGAUUGAUAGUUUAUGAAUUGAUUUAGUUUAUGAA
This is a messenger RNA of Spinacia oleracea (spinach), 3463 nucleotides long. Its product is annotated as 1,4-alpha-glucan-branching enzyme 3, chloroplastic/amyloplastic. The transcript is spliced from 21 exons. Gene Ontology annotation, cellular component: cytoplasm. Bases 122 to 2815 code for a protein of 897 amino acids. Gene Ontology annotation, biological process: glycogen biosynthetic process. The record is from RefSeq and is a predicted model, not a curated record. Lineage: Eukaryota; Viridiplantae; Streptophyta; Magnoliopsida; Caryophyllales; Amaranthaceae. Gene Ontology annotation, molecular function: 1,4-alpha-glucan branching enzyme activity; hydrolase activity, hydrolyzing O-glycosyl compounds; cation binding.